AUGGCUGAGGCUUGUCAGAUUGCUCGAAAACAAGAUUUGCCUCCUCCGGGAGGCUACAAACCAAUACCCUUUAAAAGGUUACCCGCGAAACAAUACUUCAGCGGGUAUACUAUGUUCGCUGGUUAUAUCGGGAUAACUGCAUUUGCCUUAUACCUUUACAACAUAACAAAUAAGAAUAUUCGCAAGAAUGAGAUUGAAAUGCGGUCUGCCAAGAUGGCUAUAUACCCAAUGUUGCUGGCUGAAAGAGAUAGGGAAUACCUAAAGCAGCUCCGUAGAAACCGUGACGCGGAAACGGAACUUAUGCGUGAUGUGCCUGGAUGGGAGGUGGGAACCUACUAUGGUGAACGUGUUUACAAAAAUGUGCCUCCAGACACAUUGGUGGAACCAAUCUUCCAUGAAUACUAUGCCCACAGCUCCCCAUAUGAAUGGUUCAAGAGGGCUUAUAUUAAGCUGCGUUCU
Molecule: messenger RNA, 459 nt
Organism: Brenthis ino (lesser marbled fritillary)
Lineage: Eukaryota; Metazoa; Arthropoda; Insecta; Lepidoptera; Nymphalidae
Source: the annotation of a GenBank genome assembly